AUGAUUAUUGAAUAAUUAAGAAAUCCAUAUAAUACAUACACUCAAAUCAAAGAUAAUCCUAAGCUAUUAUUCAAGAUCUCAUUCUACUCUUUUGCUCUACUCCUGUUAUCACAGUUACCACCAUUUGUAUUAUUCUUAUUUAUUUAGGCUUGUGUUUGUUUGAUCAUUAGUUAUUUAACCGGAAAAAAGUUCUUUGAGAUUUACUUUCAUAAACACUUAAAAGAAGGAAUUAUGGAGAUGUUUCCUCAAGGCAUAAGAGAUGCUCUGAUGAAGAGAUCAAUUUUUGAUCUUCUUUGUGACAUAUGGUUUAUGCCCAAAUUCUCAUUGUAUAUUAGAGCAUUCCUAAAGCCCUUUGUAGCCAAUAUUGAUCCUGAAAAUGUAUAACAUUCUCUCCUUAUUAUUUAUAGGCUGAACAAGCCCUGGAAGGUCUACCCUUAGAAGACAGAUAAAUCAUCACAAAAAAAGGAAUAAUCAAUACUUUGCCUAUGCUACUUUAAACUACGGUGGACACCACCUAACAAUAGAUUAAUGACAGUGAAGUUCCUUAGACUCCUCACACUCCAUCAAAGAUUAAACAAAAAAAAACAAGAUAUGAUAGAAAAUAAUAUAAUAGAACAAAAUCUAAAAGAGUAUUCAAAGAAGAUAAAAUUGUUUCCACCUUUAAGAUGCCUUGGACUAUUGUUAAAACAUAUGAAGAGGACAGAGCUUCUAUUAUGUCUUCACAAUCAGAUAUUGAUUUCUCAAAUAAAUAAAACUUUUCAAUUGUAGAAGAAAUGAAACCUCUACCAUCACUUUAAGAAAAUAUUGGAUUCAAAAAUAUAGAGCUAGUUCUUAAACCAUAAACCAGUUAAGAAUAGAUCAAAUGGGAUAACCUAGAUAAUUUCUACAAUUAAGUCAAAGACACUGUUCCAGGAAGUCAUAAAAGUAUAUAUUCAACAUUAAAUUCUUUAGGACCAUUAGAAAUGAUAUUGAAAAUUACAAAUCUAAUUAAUAAUAUAGUUCAUUUUGAGAAAAGAAGCAAGUAAAUUUUGGCUAUCAAUAAUAAUGCUUUAAUUAAGGCCUUCAUAAUUUCUGCAGUAAAUUAAUAUCAAUAUAAUAAGGCUGCUUUGGCAUUUUAAUCAUACAUUUCUACUAGGACAAGAAGAUUGAUGAUGCAAACUAUAAUGAUUAUUUGUUAUUUAGGAAGUGCAGGAAUAGCUACAGGAACUCUAGGUCUGUGUCUUGUUAAAUUUGUUAAUCAAAACAAAAAAAAAAGAAAUUGA
Molecule: messenger RNA, 1262 nt
Organism: Paramecium primaurelia
Lineage: Eukaryota; Ciliophora; Oligohymenophorea; Peniculida; Parameciidae
Source: the annotation of a GenBank genome assembly